Molecule: messenger RNA, 2317 nt
Organism: Helianthus annuus (common sunflower)
Lineage: Eukaryota; Viridiplantae; Streptophyta; Magnoliopsida; Asterales; Asteraceae
Product: cold-responsive protein kinase 1
Exons: 9
Coding region: 281-2167 (628 amino acids)
Biological process (GO): protein phosphorylation
Molecular function (GO): ATP binding; protein kinase activity
Source: RefSeq, a predicted model, not a curated record
UAAUCGAAAAGAGUGUGUAUGUAAUCUGAAGCUAGUGAUUGGCAGUCAGCAUUUUGUUGGACUUUUCAUACACUAUUUCCACACAGCUAUUAUAUAUUGUUUUUUUCUUAACGAUCCAGGCUGCUACGAUUGACCACCCAUGUGAGUUUAAACUCGAGAAAUUUCAUCUCAAACUAGUAAAAACCACAAUCCUGCGCACUUUAAUCAGCAAUACUUAAGCAACCAUCAAAACCCUCUCUUGCUUUUCUACUGAAUUUGUUCUGGAUUCUCACAGGGCCUGAUGACUGUCCUAGUAGUGUUGCUAGUGUUAUUGUUGACUGAUCCAACAGUUUCACAGUCAACCGACGAUGUUAACAAUACUAACAUUUCAAACCACUGCCGUGGUAGAGCUCCAACCUCAAAUUUCAUCAGGAAUCGAAACUCUACCUUCGAUGAAAUGAGAAGGCGAUUAUUGAGCGAAAGAGUACUAUAUGCUAGAGCACAAGAUUUAAGUGGUGGAGACUCGGUUUUCGCAGCAGCCCAGUGCCGGAACUACCUAUCUGUCGAGCAGUGUGUGGCUUGUUUUGAUGUUGCCUUUUCCGAACUGGCCAAGUGCAUAGUAAGCAACGGCGCUUACGUCUUUCUUGAUGAAUGCUACGUCAGGUACGAGUCGUUUGAUGACUUCUAUGAUAACCCAAAUGCAACAGUGGACGGGGCAAGCACCCAACUUUCAUCUUGUGGCAAUGUGUCAACAAAUCGAUCAUUAGCAGAAUAUACACAAAGUGUAGAUGAGUUUUUAUCAGAUAUCAGAGAUGCUACUCCAAAAACAUCUAAUUUGUAUGUAGCAAACAUCAGGCAAGUCACAAGUGGAAAUGCAACAGUGUAUGCUAUUGCACAAUGUGCUGAAAAUAUAAACCCAGCCAUUUGUGGAACUUGCAUGAGUACAGCAUAUAGCAAAUUAAAAGAGUGUCUUCCCAACACAGAAGGAAGGUUUUUCGAUAUGGUUUGUUUCGCAAGGUAUUCAGAGACUCCGUUUUUCAGUGCUAACCAGACAAUAGAUAUCACAAAUAUCCUAAGAGGCCGACAUUCAAGUAAGGUAGCCACAAUUGGCGGAGCCAUUGGUGGUGUAGUUCUCUUAUUCCUUAUAUUUGUAUCAUGGUUAGCGUAUCGACGACUAAAGAAGAAUUCUAAGACUGAACAAGAGGAUUUGCAAGGGACACUAAAUUACAAUUACAAAGAUCUACAGUUGGCAACCAAUAAUUUUAGUGAAGAAAAUAUGCUUGGGAGAGGAGGUUUUGGUGAAGUGUUCAAGGCAAUCAUUGAUGAUAACAAUGUUGUGGCUGUAAAAAAACUUCAAAUACAUAGCGCAAAAGCAAAAGAAGAAUUUGAGAAUGAAGUCAUGUUGAUAAGUAAUGUUCAUCAUCGAAAUCUUCUACGUCUACUUGGAUGGUCGAGUGAGGGAUCCAAUCUGCUUUUAGUCUUAGAAUAUAUGCCUAAUGGAAGUCUUGACAGGUUCUUAUGGGGUGCCAAAAGGGGUACUUUGAACUGGAACCAGCGUUACGAAAUAAUACUUGGGAUAGCUAAGGGUCUUGCUCAUCUACACAAUGAAUUCCAUAUCAAAAUCAUUCAUAGAGAUAUCAAAUCAAGCAACAUUCUACUUAGUCAUGAUUUUAAAGCCAAGAUAGCGGAUUUUGGGUUGGCAAGGUUUCACCCUGAAGAUGAAACUCAUGUUAAUACCAAGUUUGUCGGGACAUUAGGAUACGCCGCACCAGAAUAUGUACUUUGUGGUACUUUAUCAGAUAAGGUGGAUACUUACAGCUUUGGUAUCGUGAUUCUCGAAAUCAUUAGUGGCCGAAGGUGUACCGACAUGAACUCAGAGAGACCAUCCAUGGAAUACCUGCUAGAACAUGCAUGGAAGUUGUAUGAGAAGAAAAUACAUAUAAAGUUCAUUGAUGAAACAUUGGGAUUGAAUCAGCAUGAACUAGAACAUGUGAUGAAGAUCAUUGAGAUUGCUUUAUUAUGCACUCAAUCACCUGUUUCGAAAAGACCAACUGUGUCUGAAGUGCUUUUAAUGCUUCAAGAUGGCCAAUCAUUGGGGAAAAGAAUGUUAACAAGGCCUACUUUUUUGCACAAUCAAGAUAGGAGGAUUCUUAUAGGUUCUUCGAAGAAUUCUAUUAGUGUUCCGUAAUGUAAUUCAAAUACCAAUCAUCUGCCAGAACACAUGUGUUUAGGAUGCUUUGCUUGUUACUUGCUGGAAUCAAGCUAGGAUGGAGUCUAGAAAUGAACAUUUAAUAACUUGAGUGGUCGAAACAAUGUUUUGUCUUGAGAAAUCUAUGUC